ACCGGGGUGAGGGUAGGCGGCGUUGCCACUGUAAUCACUGGGCCACUGUCUAAAUUUUUUAACGUCAAAACCGGUCAACAUCUCAAAUCCGAAAUGCCGCCCACACCCAAGCACCGCGACGUAGCCCCGUUUCUGAGCCGGGUCCGGGACUUCUUCCUGGGCCGCUCUCACAAGACGGCCCACCGGUUCGCGGACACCAUGUCCCGUCGGACCCAGGCGCAGCCCGACAUUCCUCGAGGUCAACUGGACACUUUGACCCAGAGCUACUUCGCCAGGGAUCCCCGCCAGGCCGUCCGGCAGCCCAUAGACUUGGUGGAGGAAAACAAACGGCUCCUGGCAGCCAAGGAGGCCGCAGAGAAAAAUGCGGAGCCGAAGAAGACGUGCGACGGAAAGGAACCCGUGAAGCCCAUGGCCAGGAAGAAGCCACUACCAACCCCCGGAAGCUUCCACUCCUGGGAAGGUCCAGAUUAGCUCACCAAAAUUAUUCGACCAGUUUUUUGUUUCAUGCUGCUUUGCAUCGUGAUUUUAUAUAUUUAUUACCUAAGCCCGGUCAAUUGCGAGACGCGCUGAUGCAGUGGCUCAUAAAAUGCAAAUCUAAUUAGUCGUCAGGGCGAAAAUCUUUUAUGGCACCUGCAUGAAAAUUUAAUUAAGCUCCCGCAAUUAUCGCGUGGGAAUGAGAGUGCUCGUCAAGGGCCGAGAGGCUCCUCUUCGACCACGGCAAUAAAUUUGCGGGCUUAAUAACAUUUAAUGCCAUCAAAAUUUAUAUUUACAAUUUAAAACGAGGCAAUCGCCGGACGCUGAGUGGAUUAUGGGGCAUUGUUAAUGAUGAUUGCAGGUCGAUUGUUAAUUGUCUGGGCUGCCAAUUUAUGCUGAUGACUUUCGCCCAUCGAUUUAUUGAUUGGAGUUUGAUUUGCCGCAUAUUACCCACCCUCUUUCACCUAAGCUGCCAUCUUCCAAAGAAAUACAAAAAUGUAAUCUAGUUUCGUGUGUUACGCAAAAAGAAA
Molecule: messenger RNA, 1004 nt
Organism: Drosophila bipectinata
Lineage: Eukaryota; Metazoa; Arthropoda; Insecta; Diptera; Drosophilidae
Gene: ND-B14.5AL
Product: NADH dehydrogenase (ubiquinone) B14.5 A subunit-like
Biological process (GO): mitochondrial electron transport, NADH to ubiquinone; ATP synthesis coupled electron transport
Cellular component (GO): mitochondrial inner membrane
Source: RefSeq, a predicted model, not a curated record